AUGCUACUAGGGGCUGUGGAGGCAUUAGGUAUCCCCUCUAGCAGACCCAGUCCAUGGGCAUUCACUGUCCUCUUGAAGGUUGACACCCCCAUGAAGAAAAGAGAUGCCUGGACGCUGGUUGAUAGUGGAGCGCAAGAAGAAUUCGCUAACCAGCGCUGGGCCAAACAACACCUACCACCAAGUGAGGCGCUACCUGGAUCGGUAAGCGCACUCGAUGAUCGCAAAAUUACACCAUAUGGUCAACAUAACCUCAUUGCAUCCAUUGUGGACGCGAAGGGCGAAGAGUGCACCUUCAAUAUCCCAGUGGAGGCAGUUGACAUGUACGGUUAUGACCUCAUAUUGGGGCACUGA
Molecule: messenger RNA, 351 nt
Organism: Monascus purpureus
Lineage: Eukaryota; Fungi; Ascomycota; Eurotiomycetes; Eurotiales; Aspergillaceae
Source: the annotation of a GenBank genome assembly